Nasonia vitripennis (jewel wasp) is the source of this 2101-nucleotide messenger RNA. RefSeq lists its product as uncharacterized. Gene Ontology annotation, cellular component: motile cilium. The record is from RefSeq and is a predicted model, not a curated record. Lineage: Eukaryota; Metazoa; Arthropoda; Insecta; Hymenoptera; Pteromalidae. The coding region runs from base 341 to 895 and encodes 184 amino acids. The transcript has a single exon. Gene Ontology annotation, biological process: flagellated sperm motility.
UAAAUAUAAUAUGGGAUUAUGUAGGAACGCUGAAAAAUCACAAUUGUUCUCAGCGAGCUUACCCACGAAGAAGACAACGCAGUUGACUGCAGAUGAUAAUAUUACUUAUCUGUAUGGUUGGUAUCGUUCAAACGUUCGAAAUUUCAAACUUACCAACUGUCAGUCGACGUAAAGUGUCAUAAGAGUAGAUACCUAUUACUACCUAUAUUAGUAGUGCACUGCAGUUCCAAUUUCCAAGUUCCGAUUCCCCGUCAGAGGUCUCCACAAGUCAACUUGUGAUGCUUUCUAGCUGUAGGACUAUAAGUGCACGCAUACAGAGCCGUGAAUUACGCGCGCUUCCAUGGCGAUAAGAAUUUUGUUUACGCUACCGGCAACCGCGGCUCCUCCGCGACAUUUCCAAAACAAUCCGCCUAAGUACUUAGUCGCCGACGCCAUACGCAUGGAUCCACAGCCGCCCGGGAUUCCGAGCACAGGGAAACGAAAGGAAGAUGACGAAAGGCCGCGGGCUGCGGCAGGAAUCGAACAGGUGGACCAAGUCGGCAUCGGUGACGUCCUCGGGAUCACUGCCGACAGGUUGGAACGCAUUCGCCGAGAGCUCGGGCUCGUCCGGCUUAGUUGGCAGGGACGCGUCAAUCUCGAGGACAUCGAGAAGGAGAACUCGGAGCUGCAGUGGCCAGAGAGCUAUCGGACGGUCAGCGAUAUCGAGAAGACGCUGUUCUGGUACGCCGAGAACUUUCGCCGGCAGCACCGCGCGGUCUACCCUCAUCGAAAGCCGCUACUGCUUACCUGUGCCAACGAGUGCGGCGUCCAGGUAAAUUAUCCCGUUAUUUCGCCAUCACAAAUAAGUAAGUACUUCACUCGGAUAGUUAGGUUAAGCCACUUCCACUUACGUUGAAUAUAGAGGACGCAAGACUCACGGGAGACAGGGAAGUAGAGGUUAAGGGCUCAAGAUCAGAAAUCUCAAAAUGCAAAUAAUUGUUCGAUAUCGUAUCUUUUUAUUCUCGGUGUAUUUUUCGAUAAAUACUUUCGACUUUCACAACGUACAAAGGCGCUCUUCAUAUACUUAUAUAUAAAAGAAUUGGAACAUAAAUAAAGUCACUAUCUCGACGUAAUUAAAUUUGCUAUAUCAAGUUCAUGCGAAGGUAACAAUUAUAGGAAUGCCGUUCAAAAAAGGUUUACACUCUCAUUUAUAAUUUUUCCUUUUUUCUUUUUAUUAUUCUUUAAUGACCACAGGCUCACACAUGUCAUCAAUAAAUCGCCACUUUUCAUCGUGUUUGUUAUUUUAUUUAUUUAUUCUUUAAACUCUUGCUUCGGUGGUUUGCUGGUUUGUUGAAGUAUAGCUUAGCCAGAUUUACGGAUAUGCGGAUGCGCUAGUGAAACGUUCAUCGUAUUAGAGAAUCGAGCACACAUUAGUCAAUUGUCCUUAUCUACCUUUCGAUUUGACUACGAGCCUAAAUAAUAAAAAUAAACUUCGCUAUACAUUGACAUUCGCACAUAUGCUACGUCCAUCAUCACUCGGAGGCGCAAAUCUACAAUACAAGGUCAUCCGGUAUUUUCACAGUCUUAUUUACAAAAAAGAAGUUGAGGAAGUAGAAGAUUGCGAUGAGAAUGGAUAGAAGAACUCCAGGCAGAAAAGAAGAAACACUUUGGUAUUUCGUCUCGCUCGUUCAUUGAACAUAAUAUUGUAACUUCUCCGCUCUUACCCGGCGUAAUUUUUGUCUGUCGCUCUUACUACUUAUAUGCAUCAGUGCAGUGCUCUCGGAAAUUAUUAUUGCGCGCGCGCGUUCGCCAAGGCAUCUCCCAGCGGAUUCUUCGAUCGAGAUCAAUGUCGCGCUACUUUUUCUUUGCACCUUCCCACAUAUUUUUUUUUACGCUCAUCUUUACGCGGCGCUGGCUAUUUUUCAAACCUUUCUUUUACAUAAUAUUACUCUAUUCAAAUCUUACUUUUUUGUCGCCUCUUUUAGUACACAAUAUUUACAUGCAAGUUACAUAAAUUUUCUCAAGAUCUCAACAAUUUACAAAUCGCACAGAUGCCUGCCUCUUAGUUAAGUAGCGAAUGCCGGGAAAUUUUCUUCAUUAUUUUUCUUUUUUUUUUUUUUUU